CGGGCCCCGCCCCGCCCCGCGCAGCGCAGCGCAGAGCCCGCCGGCCGCCCGCGGGGAGGGAGCCGCCGCCGCCGCCGCCGCCAUGGGCUGCACCGUGAGCGCCGAGGACAAGGCGGCCGCCGAGCGCUCCCGCAUGAUCGACAAGAACCUCCGCGAGGACGGCGAGAAGGCGGCGCGCGAGGUCAAGCUCCUGCUGCUCGGGACUGGUACGUGAACGGCAACUAUCUGGUGAUCCUGGUUUCCAUCAUCGUUAUCCUGCCCCUGGCCCUCAUGAAGCAGCUUGGCUACCUGGGCUAUGCCAGCGGCUUCUCCCUCAGCUGCAUGGUCUUCUUCCUCAUCUCGGUCAUCUACAAGAAGUUUCAGAUCCCCUGUCCUCUCCCCGCGCAAGACGUGAACAGCACAGGCAGCCACAACUACACUCUGGGCAGCACCAGCAACUACCAGAACGGCUACACCGUCCUCCAGGCCCCCGAUGAGGGCACUUGCUCCCCCAGGUUCUUCACCCUCAACUCCCAGAUGGCGUAUGCCACCCCCAUCAUGGCCUUGAUGUGCCACCCUGAGGUCCUGCCCAUCUACACCGAGCUGAAGAAAUGAGUGCCAAGGAGGGGGCUUUGGUCCUCUGCACUGCUCCCAGGGCUUACCGUAGAAAGUGAGGAAAUACAUCAGGUACAUGACCAUGAUGGAGAUGUUGGAAAUGCACUGCAUCUUCUUCUUGGAGGGGCUGUGGGGGCCAGUGGUGUUAGUCCGUCACCUGCACCUUGUGGACUUGGCAGCCCCCGGGGCCAGGCCCGAAAGCUGGAUGCCUGCUUGGCCAGGGCUGUGCUGAGGCUGUCUCCUAGGAGGGGCAAUGCUGGGGUACCUUGGGUGAGCAGCUGCAGAGAAGCUCACCUCAGAAGAGUGAAAUCUUUCAGAAUUAAGCAAGUUCUUGCCCAGUAACUAAAAUGACCAAACUGCCAAGCUGGAAGAUGCAAAUAUGUCAGCUCAGCCAAGCAACCUUUGAAGCAGAUCCACCAGCAAUUGGACUGCUGAGGCUCUCAUGCUUCCCACCGCAAUUCAGCAGAUGCCUGCAUCGUGAUGUCGGAGGAAGGAUGAGUACUCUCACUGGCCGUUAGGUAACUUUGUUGCUCCUAAGUGUGUAAAUUAGCAACUAGCAAUUAUCAAAUUAGCAAAUUAGUGAACUAGUGAAUUAAGUAACCAGAGAAUUAACAAUUUAGUCUAGAGAAGGGAUUAGCCCCUUGUUUGCUUUUAUAACUUAAUGAGGUCAUAAAAAUAAAGCUUGUUUCACACAGUA
Molecule: messenger RNA, 1291 nt
Organism: Dromaius novaehollandiae (emu)
Lineage: Eukaryota; Metazoa; Chordata; Aves; Casuariiformes; Dromaiidae
Product: sodium-coupled neutral amino acid transporter 3-like
Exons: 5
Coding region: 271-594 (107 amino acids)
Source: RefSeq, a predicted model, not a curated record